Molecule: messenger RNA, 786 nt
Organism: Zerene cesonia (dogface butterfly)
Lineage: Eukaryota; Metazoa; Arthropoda; Insecta; Lepidoptera; Pieridae
Gene: Tcs1
Product: yrdC domain-containing protein, mitochondrial
Exons: 1
Coding region: 31-762 (243 amino acids)
Biological process (GO): regulation of translational fidelity
Cellular component (GO): cytoplasm
Molecular function (GO): double-stranded RNA binding; tRNA binding; nucleotidyltransferase activity
Source: RefSeq, a predicted model, not a curated record
UAAAUAUUAACUCUGUACAUUGAAAGAACUAUGAACAUUUUUAAAAAGUUAAGUUUAGUCAGUUUAGUUAGAAACAAAAGUGUUACGAAAAUGAAGUAUGAAACGAUUCCGAUAAUACCAUGUGCGGAGGAGAAGGCUUAUGUGAAAGCAAAAGAUUAUCUUGCAAAUGGUCUUGUUAUAGCUGUACCAACCGAUACAAUAUAUGGGUUGGCAUGUAGUGCCAAUUGUCAGGAUGCAAUAAAAAAACUCUAUGCCAUAAAAGGAAGGGAUUCAGCUAAGCCAGUGGCAAUAUGUGUCAGUAAUAUUGGUGAUGUGAGAAAAUGGGGACAGGCAGAACAUUUAAGUGAUAACCUAUUAACAAGCUUAUUGCCAGGACCGGUGACUGUAGUGUUAGAGAAAACUGAACGCUUAAAUAAUCCAUACUUGAAUCCGAUGACAACUAAAAUUGGUAUAAGAAUACCUGAUCAUAGUUUUAUUAAUAAGGUAACAAAUAUGUUUGAUAUGCCAGUUGCAUUGACAAGUGCCAAUUCUAGUAAUGAACCAUCAUCACUAACCAUAAAGGAAUUUGAACAUUUGUUUUGCUACUUGGGUGCAAUUUUCGAUGGUGGUACAUUAAGUCAAGGCUUGGAUAUGAAUCGAAGUGGUUCCACGGUCAUAGAUUUGUCUAAUAUUGGAUAUUAUGAUAUAAUUAGGAAGGGUAUUUCAUAUGAUCUAAUUGUGAAAAUUUUGCAGGAGCAUGGACUGAGCAGUAUUGUUAAAUAGUUUUAAUAAAAUUUGUUUGAUUUA